GGCGUCCACUUCGUGCGCUCCGCCGCCGGGACAGGACCGGACCCUGCGUGCCAGGGAGCAGCCACCGCCGCCAGGAAUCCGGGAGCGGGCUCGGGGCUGGGCAGUACCGGGACCCUGCCGGGCAUGGCUGUACCGGGAAGCUGAGAGCCACUGACCCGCAGGCUGGGAAGUUGAUACCGAAGGUCAGCAAGUGAAGAGAGGAAUUCCUGGGGCGGUUCCAGCCAGGACCAAAGUCCCAACAAGUUCUAGUUUUGUUUCAUUUAGAUGGAGAAGGAAGAGGAGGAAACACGGGAGAUCCUGCUCCCCAACUGGAAAGGAAGCGGCUCUCACGGAAUCACCAUUGACCAGACGGAAGAUGGGGUCUUCGUGAAGCAGGUGGUGCAGACUUCCCCUGCUGCCAGAACUGUGAAGGAAGGGGAUCAGAUUGUGAGCGCCACCAUCUAUUUCGACAACCUGCAGUCCGGAGAGGUCACACAGCUGCUGAACAGCAUGGGCCACCACACGGUGGGGCUGCGGCUGCAGCGAAAGGGGGACAAGUCUCCAUUGCCGGGACAGUCAUGGUCACACGAUGUGUUCUCACCCAGGAGCCCAGAAGUUGUUCUGAGUGGGGAUGAUGAAGAGUACAGGAGAAUAUACACAACGAAAAUUAAACCACGUCUGAAGUCGGAAGAUGCAGCAGAAGCUGAACACACAGAAAGCAGAACCAUUACCGUCACCAAAAAGGUCACAGCUUAUACCGUAGAUGUCACUGGACACGAGGGAGCAAGAGAGAUUGACAUCAGCAGCCCAGAAUUUAAAGUUAAGAUUCCAAGCCAUCAAGUCACCCAUAUAACAACAUCAGAAAUUGAAAAAGGACCUGGAAAAACCGUGAUCAAAAUACCACAGGUGGAUUUGUCUGGGAAAACAGACUCCAGUAUGGGGAUCAGAGGUAGACCUAGUGGCAUCUCAUAUUCUGGACCAACUGUCGAAUCAUCCACCAAAAGGUUGGACUUUGGUGCCCCUGACGUGCACAUGAGAGAGCCCAAGAUGGGCACUGAGAUAAAUGUCUCAGGACCUCAAGUCACAGGCGUUCACUCGAGAACCCAAACAGACUUUAAGCCAGCAGAAAUUCAAGUUCCAGGUGUGGACGUUGUCAAAUCGGUUAAUUCUUCAGGCACUAGAGUCACAAGCCCAGAGGGCAGCUUGCCCAGAAUCGAUGCAAAUGGACAGAGGGGAAACCUGGAUGCAAAUAUUCACAUUACUGGCCCUAAACUAAAUGGAAAAAUGGGUGUUUCAGGCAUCGAGGUUAAAACUGAAGUUCCUGGAGGCAAACUGCCGCAAUUUGAUAUUUCAGGCUCCAAGAUAAGAAGUGAUACAGAAGGUCCCAAAGUUGAUGUAUCAUUUUCAAAAAUCAAGGCUCCUUCAGUUGAUAUUUCUGGCCCUAAGAUUCAAGGUGAUAUCAAAGCUCCAAGGGUGGACAUUCCUCUUUCGAGCAUCGAAUGUGAUAUGCAGGACAUUAAAGCUCCAGAAAUUAACAUUGAAAGCCCAGGAAAAAUAAAAAUGCCUGUAAUGAAGAUGCCUAAAUUUGGCUUCUCACCUUCAGCUUCUGAUACUAAUGUUCGAGCACCACAGGCAGGUGUAGACAUUUCUGUGCCAAAGAUACAGGCUCCUCACCUGGAUAUCACAACUCCAUCUGUUCAUAUGGAAGAUCCAAAGGAAAAACUGAAAUGUACAGUGCCUUCAGGGGAAGGUGCUAACAUUGCAAAGCCACAUGUGGGUGUGGCUCUCAAAGGACCUCAGUUGAAGGGAGUGGUGGAAGUGUCCUCUCCAACACUAGAAGGUCCCAGAGUUGGUGUCAAGGGUCCCAAGAUUGAUCUUGCGGCUCCUGAUGUUGAUAUUCAAAGUGGUGAAGGAAAAAUAAAAUUGCCCUCAAUGAAAUUUCCUAAAUUUACUGCAUCAGGCUUCAAAGGGGAAGGCCCUGGUGUGGGUGUGACGCUUCCUAAGGGGGAGAUUACUAUUGCAGGCCCCAAGGUAGACAUCAGCACACCAGAUAUAGACACUAGAGGAGAAUGGAAAGUCCCCAAAUUUAGGAAGCCUGAAUUAAUAAGUCAGACACCAAAAAUUUCUAUGUCAGAUGUGGACCUGAGUCUGAAAAGCCCUAGCCUGAAGGGAGAUGUGGGUAUUUCAGGGCCAAGGAUCGAAGGGGAUCUGAAAGGACCCAUUGUGGACAUUAAAGGCCCCAAACUAGACAUUGAAGCUCCUGGCAUUGACCUUGAAAGUCCUGAAGGUCAGUUGAAAGGGCCCAAGUUCUCAAUGCCUUCUUGGAAAAUGUCACCAUCAAAAGUAUCCAUGCCAGAUGUGGAUGUGAAUCUGAAAGGGCCUAAAGUGAAGGGAGACAUGGAUAUUUCCGUCCCACAAAUAGGAGGUGACUUGAAGGGACCUCAGAUUGACAUAAAAGGCCCCAAACUAGAUAUAGAUGCUCCUGACAUUGACAUCAAAGGGCCAGAAGGACACCUGAAAGGUCCCAAAUUUAAGAUGCCUGAAAUGCACAUCAAGACCCCUAAAAUCUCCAUGCCAGACAUCGACUUGAAUCUGAAGGGUCCUAAGCUGAAAGGAGAUGUGGAUGUUUCAGUGCCAAAACUGGAAGGGGAGUUGAAAGCUCCUGGAAUUGACAUUAAAGGUCCUAAAGUGGACAUUGAUGCACCAGAUGUAGAUAUUCAUGGCCCAGAUGGUAAACUCAAAAUGCCUAAACCAAAAAUGCCAAAAUUCAGCAUGCCUGGGCUGAAAGGGGAGGGACCAGAUGUGGAUGUAACACUUCCAAAGGGGGAGCUGGAUAUUUCCGGUCCGAAGGUACAAAUUGAUGCUCCAGGUAUGGACAUCAAAGGGCCAGAAGGACACCUGAAAGGUCCCAAAUUUAAGAUGCCAGAAAUGCACAUCAAGACACCAAAAAUCUCCAUGCCAGACAUCGACUUGAAUCUGAAGGGUCCUAAGCUGAAAGGAGAUGUGGAUGUUUCAGUGCCAAAGCUGGAAGGGGAGUUGAAAGCUCCUGGAAUUGACAUUAAAGGUCCUAAAGUGGACAUUGAUGCACCAGAUGUGGAUAUUCACGGCCCAGAUGGUAAACUGAAAAUGCCUAAACUGAAAAUGCCAAAAUUCAGCGUGCCUGGGCUGAAAGGGGAGGGACCAGACGUGGAUGUAACACUUCCAAAGGGGGAGCUGGAUAUUUCCGGUCCGAAGGUACAAAUUGAAGCUCCAGGUUUGGACAUUGAAGGACCCAAGGGAGAACUAAAAGGUCCCAAAUUUAAGAUGCCUGAAAUGCACAUCAAGACACCAAAAAUCUCCAUGCCAGAUGUGGACAUGAAUCUAAAAGCCCCCAAGCUGAAGGGAGAUGUUGGUAUUUCAGGGCCAAGGAUCGAAGGGGAUCUGAAAGGACCCGCUGUGGACAUUAAAGGCCCCAAACUAGACAUUGAAGCUCCUGGCAUUGACCUUGAAAGUCCUGAAGGUCAGUUGAAAGGGCCCAAGUUCUCAAUGCCUUCUUGGAAAAUGUCACCAUCAAAAGUAUCCAUGCCAGAUGUGGACGUGAAUCUGAAAGGGCCUAAAGUGAAGGGAGACAUGGAUGUUUCCAUCCCACAAAUAGGAGGUGACUUGAAGGGACCUCAGAUUGACAUAAAAGGCCCCAAGCUAGAUAUAGAUGCUCCUGACAUUGACAUCAAAGGGCCAGAAGGACACCUGAAAGGUCCCAAAUUUAAGAUGCCUGAAAUGCACAUCAAGACACCAAAAAUCUCCAUGCCAGACAUCGACCUGAAUCUGAAGGGUCCUAAGCUGAAAGGAGAUGUGGAUGUUUCAGUGCCAAAGCUGGAAGGGGAGUUGAAAGCUCCUGGAAUUGACAUUAAAGGUCCUAAAGUGGACAUUGAUGCACCAGAUGUAGAUAUUCACGGCCCGGAUGGUAAACUGAAAAUGCCUAAAUUAAAAAUGCCAAAAUUCAGCGUGCCUGGGCUGAAAGGAGAGGGACCAGACGUGGAUGUAACACUUCCAAAGGGGGAGCUGGAUAUUUCUGGUCCGAAGGUACAAAUUGAUGCUCCAGGUUUGGACGUCGAAGGACCCAAGGGAGAACUAAAAGGUCCCAAAUUUAAGAUGCCUGAAAUGCACAUCAAGACACCAAAAAUCUCCAUGCCAGACAUUGACUUGAAUCUGAAGGGUCCUAAGCUGAAAGGAGAUGUGGAUGUUUCAGUGCCAAAGCUGGAAGGGGAGUUGAAAGCUCCUGGAAUUGACAUUAAAGGUCCUAAAGUGGACAUUGAUGCGCCAGAUGUGGAUAUUCAUGGCCCAGAAGGUAAAUUCAAAAUGCCCAAAUUCAAAAUGCCCAAGUUUGGAAUGCCUGGAUUCAAAGGGGAGGGACCAGACGUGGAUGUAAGCCUUCCGAAAGGGGAGAUUGAUCUCUCAGGUCCAAAAGUAGGCUUUGAUGCUCCUGAUUUGGAUUUUGAAGGGCCAGAAGGAAAACUGAAAAAUCCCAAAUUUAAGAUGCCUGAAAUGCACAUCAAGGCACCCAAAAUCUCUAUGCCAGAUGUUGAUUUACACUUGAAAGGUCCUAAACUGAAAGGAGAUGUGGAUGUUGCUGUUCCGAAGAUACAAGGUGAUUUGAAAGGUCCUGAAUUUGAUAUUAAAGGCCCCAAAGUUGACAUUGAUGCACCAGUAGUGGAUAUUCAUGGCCCAGACGGUAAACUCAAAAUGCCUAAACUGAAAAUGCCUAAAUUUGGUGUACCUGGGCUGAAAGGGGAGGGACCAGAUGUGGAUAUAGCACUUCCAAAGGGAGAGGUGGAUAUUUCUGGUCCCAAGAUAGAUAUUGAUGCUCCAGGUUUGAAUAUUGAAGGGCCUGAAGGACACCUGAAAGGUCCCAAAUUUAAGAUGCCUGAAAUGCACAUCAAGACCCCUAAAAUCUCCAUGCCAGACAUUGACUUGAAUCUGAAGGGCCCUAAACUGAAGGGAGAUGUGGAUGUUUCUGUUCCAAAGCUGGAAGGAGAAUUGAAAGCUCCUGGAAUUGACAUUAAAGGCCCCAAAGUGGAUAUUGAUGCACCAGAUGUGGAUAUUCACGGCCCAGAUGGUAAACUGAAAAUGCCUAAACUGAAAAUGCCUAAAUUUGGUGUACCUGGGCUGAAAGGGGAGGGACCAGACAUGGAUAUAACAUUUCCAAAAGGGGAUGUGGGUAUUUCUGGUCCCAAAGUGAACAUUGAUAUCCCAAGUUUAGACAUUGAAGGGCCAGAAGGUAAAGUGAAAGGUCCAAAGUUUAAACUGCCUGAGCUAAAUAUUCAGACACCCAAAGUCUCCAUGCCAGAUGUGGACCUAGGUUUGAAGGCAUCUAAACUCAAAGGAGAUGUGGAUAUCUCUGUUCCAAAGAUAGAAGGUGAUUUGAAAGGACCCAGCAUUGACGUUAAGGGGCCUCAAAUUGAUAUUGAAGGUCCUCAAAUGGAUAUUGACGUGCCUGAUAUGGACUUGGAAUGUCCAGAAGGCAAACUGAAAGGCCCCAAAUUUAGGAUGCCUAAAAUGAAUAUCAAGGCCCCUAAAAUCUCCAUGCCAGAUGUUGAUCUGAAUCUAAAGGCACCUAAACUGAAAGGAGAGAUGGAUGUUUCUGUUCCAAAGAUUGGAGGUGAUUUUAAAGGACCCAGCAUUGACAUUAAGGGCCCCAAAGUUGACACUGAUGUUCCUGAUGUUGACCUUGAAUGUCCAGAAGCCAAAUUGAAAAUGCCAAAAAUGAAGUUUCCAAAGUUUGGCAUGCCUGGCUUCAAAGGAGAGGGUCCUGACAUGGAUGUGAAACUCCCUAAGGGACAGGUGGAUAUUUGCGGUCCCAAAGUGGAUAUUGAUGCUCCAGGUUUGGACAUUGAAGGACCAGAAGGAAAAAUAAAAGGUCCCAAAUUUAAGAUGCCUGAAAUGCACAUCAAGACCCCUAAAAUCUCCAUGCCAGACAUUGACCUAAAUUUGAAAGGUCCCAAACUAAAAGGAGACGUGGAUGUUUCUAUUCCAAAGCUAGAAGGUGAUUUGAAAGGUCCUGAUGUUGACAUCAAUGCCCCCUCAAUAGAUAUUAAUGCACCAGAUAUUGAACUGCAGGGUUCAGGUGGAAAACUGAAAAUGCCCAAAAUGAAGAUGCCUCAAUUUAAUGUGUCAGGCCCUAAACUUGAAGGACCUGAUAUAGAUGUAAAAGUGCCAAAGGGAGAGGUUGAUAUUUCAGCUCCCAAGGUAGAUAUAGAGGCUCCAGAGCUGGACCUUGAAGGCCCAGAAGGCAAAUGGAAAGGACCUAAAUUUAAAAUGCCUAAAUUGAAUAUUAAAGCACCUAAAAUCUCCAUGCCGGAUGUAGACUUGAAUCUCAAGGCACCGAAAAUGAAGGGGGAGAUGGAUGUUACUGUUCCAAAGAUAGAAGGUGAUUUGACAGGACCUGAAAUUGAUAUUAAAGGGCCAAAAUUAGACAUUGAGGCACCUGAUAUGGAUCUUGAGUGUCCUGAAGGAAAACUGAAAGGGCCGAAAUUCUCAAUGCCUUCUUGGAAAAUGUCACCAUCAAAAAUAUCCAUGCCAGAUGUGGACUUGAAAGGGCCCAAACUGAAGGGAGACUUGGAUGUUUCUGUCCCAAAGAUAGAAGGUGACUUGAAAGGACCUGAGAUUGACAUGAAAGGCCCCAAACUGGAUGUUGAUGCACCGGACAUGGGCAUUGAUGGGCCGGAAGGAAAAAUGAAAGGUCCCAAAUUUAAAAUGCCUGAAAUGCACAUCAAGGCCCCAAAAAUCUCUGUUCCUGAUGUAGACCUGAAUUUAAAAGCCCCUAAAAUAAAAGGGGAAGUUGAUAUCUCAGCUCCUAAAUUUGAAGGAAAUUUGAAAGGUCCUGAUUUUGAUAUCAAAGGCCCCAAGGUUGAUAUUGAUGCACCAGAUGCGGAUAUUCAUGGCCCAGAUGGUAAAUUCAGAAUGCCCAAAUUCAAAAUGCCCAAAUUCAGCAUGCCUGGGUUCAAAGGAGAGGGACCAGAGGUGGAUGUGAAGCUUCCAAAAGGGGAGAUGGAUAUUUCCGGUCCCAAGAUAGACAUUGAUGCUCCGCAGUUGGACGUUGAAGGUCCUGAAGGAAGGCUGAAAGGUCCUAAAUUUAAGAUGCCUGAAAUGCACAUCAAGGCGCCUAAAAUCUCCAUGCCAGACAUUGAUUUGAAUGUGAAAGGUCCUAAAUUGAAAGGGGAUGUGGAUGUUUCUGUUCCAAACCUGGAAGGUGACUUGAGGGGGCCUGAAUUUAAUCUCCAAGGCCCCAAAGUUGACAUUGAUGCACCAGAUAUGGAUAUUCACGGCCCAGAGGGUAAACUCAAAAUGCCUAAAUUCAAAAUGCCCAAAUUUGGCAUGCCAGGGUUCAAAGCGGAAGGCCCUGAUGUGGAUGUAAAACUUCCGAAGGGGGACGUGGAUAUUUCUGGGCCCACGGUAGACAUAGAUGCCCCAGAUUUGAACAUUGAAGGUCCAGAGGGAAAGCUGAAAGGUCCCAAAUUUAAGAUGCCUGAAAUGCACGUCAAGGCACCUAAAAUCUCCAUGCCAGAUUUUGAUUUGAACCUGAAAGGACCUAAAGUGAAGGGAGAUGUGGAUGUUUCUGUACCAAAGCUAGAAGGGGAUUUGAAAGGGCCCGAGUUUGAGAUCAAAGGUCCCAAAGUGGACAUUGAUGCUCCAGAUCUUGAUAUUGAAGGUCCUGAAGGAAAAUGGAAAGGCCCCAAAUUUAAGAUGCCUGACAUGCAUUUUAAAGCACCUAAAAUCUCCAUGCCAGACGUUGACUUUAAUUUGAAAGGUCCUAAAGUGAAGGGGGAUGUGGAUGUUUCUGAACCAAAGAUAGAAGGGGGUUUGAAAGGGCCUGAGGUUGAUAUCAGAGGCCCUAAACUGGAUGUUGAUGUUCCUGAGGUUGACCUGCAGGGACCAGAGGGAAGAUGGAAAGGUCCUAAAUUUAAGAUGCCUGAGAUGCACCUCAAGGCACCUAAAAUCUCCAUGCCAGACAUUGACUUGAAUUUGAAAGGCUCUAAAGUGAAGGGAGAUGUGGAUGUUUCUGUUCCAAAAAUUGAGGGUGAUUUGAAAGGUCCUGAUGUUGAUCUUAAAGGCCCCAAAGUUGACAUUGACGUACCAGACAUGGAUCUUCAUGGCCCAGAAGGUAAAUUUAAAAUGCCUAAGUUCAAAAUGCCCAAGUUUGGAAUGCCUGGGUUCAAAGGGGAGGGACCAGACGUGGAUGUAAGCCUUCCAAAAGGGGAGAUUGAUCUCUCAGGUCCAAAAGUAGACAUUGAUGCUCCUGAUUUGGAUAUAGAAGGGCCAGAAGGACACCUGAAAGGUCCCAGAUUUAAGAUGCCUGAAAUGCACAUCAAGGCACCUAAAAUCUCCAUGCCAGAUGUUGAUUUGAAUUUGAAAGGCCCUAAAGUGAAGGGGGAUGUGGAUGUGUCUGUUCCAAAUAUUGAGGGUGAUUUGAAAGGUCCUGAGUUUGAUAUAAAAGGCCCCAAAGUUGACAUUGCUGCACCAGAUGUGGAUCUUCAUGGCCCAGAAGGUAAAUUUAAAAUGCCUAAAUUCAAAAUGCCCAAAUUCAGCAUGCCUGGGUUCAAAGGAGAGGGACCAGAGGUGGAUGUGAAGCUUCCAAAAGGGGAGAUUGAUCUCCCAGGUCCAAAAGUAGACAUUGAUGCUCCUGAUUUGGAUUUUGAAGGGCCAGAAGGAAAACUGAAAGGUCCCAAAUUUAAGAUGCCUGAAAUGCACAUCAAGGCACCAAAAAUCUCCAUGCCGGACAUUGAUUUAAACUUAAAAGGUCCCAAAAUGAAAGGAGAUGUAGAUGUUUCUCUUCCAAAGCUAGAAGGUGACUUGAAGGGUCCUGAAUUUCAUCUCCAAGGCCCCAAAGUUGACACUGAUGCACCAGAUGUGGAUAUUCAUGGCCCAGAGGGCAAAUUCAAAAUGCCUAAAUUCAAAAUGCCCAAGUUUGGAAUGCCUGGGUUCAAAGGGGAGGGACCAGAUGUGGAUGUAAGCCUUCCAAAAGGGGAGAUUGAUCUCUCAGGUCCAAAAGUAGACAUUGAUGCUCCUGAUUUGGAAAUUGAAGGUCCAGAUGGGAAAUGGAAAGGUCCUAAAUUUAAGAUGCCUGAAAUGCACAUAAAGGCACCCAAAAUCUCCAUGCCAGAUGUUGAUUUACACUUGAAAAGCCCUAAAGUGAAGGGAGAUGUGGAUGUGUCAGUUCCAAAAAUUGAGGGUGAUUUGAAGGGGCCUGAGUUUGAUAUUAAAGGCCCCCAAGUUGACAUUGAUGCACCAGACAUGGAUAUUCAUGGCCCAGAAGGUAAACUCAAAAUGCCUAAAUUCAAAAUGCCUAAAUUUGGCAUGCCUGGGUUCAAAGGAGAGGGUCCUGAUGUGGAUAUAAAACUUCCUAAGGGAGAGGUGGAUAUUUCUGGGCCAAAGGUAGACAUAGGUGCCCCAGAUUUGAACAUUGAAGGUCCAGAGGGAAAGCUGAAAGGUCCCAAAUUUAAGAUGCCUGAAAUGCAUGUCAAUGUUCCUAAAAUCUCCAUGCCAGACAUUGAUUUGAAUUUGAAAGGUCCUAAAUUGAGGGGGGAUGUGGAUGUUUCUGUACCAAAACUAGAAGGGGAUUUGAAAGGGCCCGAGUUUGAUAUCAAAGGUCCCAAAGUGGACAUAGACGCCCCUGAUGUGGAGAUUGAAGGUCCAGAUGGGAAAUGGAAAGGCCCCAAAUUUAAGAUGCCUGACAUGCAUUUUAAAGCACCUAAAAUCUCCAUGCCAGACGUUGACUUUAAUUUGAAAGGUCCUAAAGUGAAGGGGGAUGUGGAUGUUUCUGUUCCAAAACUAGAAGGGGAUUUGAAAGGGCCUGAGGUUGAUAUCAGAGGCCCUAAACUGGAUGUUGAUGUUCCUGAUGUUGACAUAGAGGGACCAGAGGGAAAGCUGAAAGGUCCUAAAUUUAAAAUGCCUGAAAUGCACAUCAAGGCACCUAAAAUCUCCAUGCCAGAUUUUGAUUUGAACCUGAAAGGACCUAAAGUGAAGGGGGAUGUGGAUGUUUCCGUACCAAAGCUAGAAGGGGAUUUGAAAGGGCCUGAGUUUGAUAUCAAAGGUCCCAAAGUGGACAUUGAUGCUCCAGAUCUUGAUAUUGAAGGUCCUGAAGGAAAAUGGAAAGGCCCCAAAUUUAAGAUGCCUGAAAUGCACAUCAAGGCACCUAAAAUCUCCAUGCCAGACAUUGACUUUAAUUUGAAAGGCCCUAAAGUGAAGGGGGAUGUGGAUGUUUCUGUUCCAAAACUAGAAGGUGAUUUGAAAGGCCCUGAGAUUGAUAUUAAAGGGCCUAAAUUGGAUAUAGAUGCCCCGGAUGUGGAGAUUGAAGGCCCUGAUGGGAAAUGGAAAGGUCCUAAAUUUAAAAUGCCUGAGAUGCACAUCAAGGCACCUAAAAUCUCCAUGCCAGAUGUUGAUUUACACUUGAAAGGUCCUAAACUGAAGGGAGAUGUGGAUGUGUCUGUUCCAAAGAUUGAGGGUGAUUUGAAGGGGCCUGAGUUUGACAUCAAAGGCCCUAAAAUUGACCUUGAUGCACCAGAUGUGGAUCUUCAUGGCCCAGAGGGUAAACUCAAAAUGCCUAAAUUCAAAAUGCCCAAAUUUGGAAUGCCUGGGUUCAAAGGGGAGGGACCAGACGUGGAUGUAAGCUUUCCAAAAGGGGAGAUUGAUGCUCCUGAUUUGGAUUUUGAAGGACCAGAAGGAAAACUGAAAGGUCCCAAAUUUAAGAUGCCUGAGAUGCACAUCAAGGCACCUAAAAUCUCCAUGCCAGAUGUUGAUUUACACUUGAAAGGUCCUAAACUGAAGGGAGAUGUGGAUGUGUCUGUUCCAAAGAUUGAGGGUGAUUUGAAGGGGCCUGAGUUUGACAUCAAAGGCCCUAAAAUUGAUCUUGAUGCUCCAGAUGUGGAUCUUCAUGGCCCAGAGGGUAAACUCAAAAUGCCCAAAUUCAAAAUGCCCAAAUUUGGAAUGCCUGGGUUCAAAGGGGAGGGACCAGACGUGGAUGUAAGCCUUCCGAAAGGGGAGAUUGAUCUCUCAGGUCCAAAAGUAGACAUUGAUGCUCCUGAUUUGGAUUUUGAAGGGCCAGAAGGAAAACUGAAAGGUCCCAAAUUUAAGAUGCCUGAAAUGCAUAUCAAGGCACCUAAAAUCUCCAUGCCAGAUGUUGAUUUACACUUGAAAGGUCCUAAACUGAAGGGAGAUGUGGAUGUGUCUGUUCCAAAGAUUGAGGGUGAUUUGAAGGGGCCUGAGUUUGACAUCAAAGGCCCUAAAAUUGAUCUUGAUGCUCCAGAUGUGGAUCUUCAUGGCCCAGAGGGUAAACUCAAAAUGCCCAAAUUCAAAAUGCCCAAAUUUGGAAUGCCUGGGUUCAAAGGGGAGGGACCAGACGUGGAUGUAAGCCUUCCAAAAGGGGAGAUGGAUCUCUCAGGUCCAAAAGUAGACAUUGAUGCUCCUGAUUUGGAAAUUGAGGGGCCAGAAGGAAAAUGGAAAGGUCCUAAAUUUAAGAAGCCUGAAAUGCAUUUUAACGUUCCUAAAAUUUCCAUGCCAGAUAUUGAUUUAAAUUUGAAAGGUCCUAAACUGAAGGGAGAUGUGGAUGUUUCUCUUCCUAAAGUAGGUGGUGAUUUGAAAGGUCCCAAAGUUGAAGUCAAAGGACCAGAUAUUGAUCUUGAGGCUCCAAAACUUGAUAUAGAAGGAAAGACAAAAAAAUCAAGAUUUAAACUUCCUAAAUUUAGUUUUUCUGGCCCUAAAGUUCAAAGCCCUGAUGUGGAUGUGAAACUUAAGAAAUCUGAUAUUGAUAUUUCUGGACCAAAGGUGGAUGUGAGUGCUCCAGAUGUGGACAUUCAGGGGAAAGCAAAAGGAUCUAAAUUUAAAAUGCCUUUCCUAAGUAUUUCAUCACCUAAAGUGUCAAUGCCAGAUGUGGAGUUAAAUCUGAAAGGGCCUAAACUGAAAGGAGACCUAGAUGUUUCUGGGCCAAAGCUAGAAGGGGAUUUAAAAGGGCCUGAAGUUGACCUCAAAAGCCCCCAAAUAGACAUCAGUGCACCAGACGUUGAUAUUCAUGGCCCAGAGGGUAAACUCAAAAUGCCAAAAUUGAAAAUGCCUAAAUUUGGAACACCUGGGUUCAAAGGAGAGGGACCAGAUAUUGAUGUAAAACUUCCAAAAGGAGAGGUGGAUGUUUCAGGUCCCAAGAUAGACAUUGAUGCUCCAGAUUUGGAAAUUGAAGCUCCUGAUGGAAAAGUGAAAGGCCCCAAAUUUAAGAUGCCUGAAAUGCAUUUCAAUGUUCCUAAAAUCUCAAUGCCAGACAUUGAUUUGAAUUUGAAAGGCCCUAAAUUGAAGGGAGAUGUGGAUGUUUCUGUACCAAAACUAGAAGGGGAUUUGAAAGGCCCUGAAGUCGAUAUCAAAGGCCCUAAAGUGGAUAUAGAUGUCCCUGAUGUGGAGAUUGAAGGCCCAGAAGGCAAGUGGAAAGGUCCCAAAUUUAAGAUGCCUGAUAUGCAUUUUAAAGCACCUAAAAUCUCCAUGCCAGAUUUUGAUUUGAACCUGAAAGGACCUAAAGUGAAGGGGGAUAUGGAUGUUUCUGUUCCAAAGCUAGAAGGGGAUUUGAAAGGACCUGAGUUUGAUAUCAAAGGUCCCAAAGUAGACAUAGAUGCUCCCGAUCUUGAUAUUGAAGGUCCUGAAGGAAAAUGGAAAGGCCCCAAAUUUAAGAUGCCUGAAAUGAAUAUCAAGGCACCGAAAGUCUCAAUGCCUGACAUUGAUUUUAACCUCAAAGGCCCUAAACUGAAGGGAGACAUAGAUGUUUCUGGCCCUAAGAUGGAGGGAGAUUUGAAGGGGCCUGAAAUUGAUAUCAGAAGUCCCAAAGUGGACAUUGGUGCACCAGACGUGGAUAUUCAUGGCCCAGAGGGUAAACUCAAAAUGCCUAAAUUCAAAAUGCCCAAAUUCGGAAUGCCUGGGUUCAAAGGAGAGGGACCAGAUGUGGAUGUAAGUCUUCCAAAGGGAGAGAUUGAUAUUUCAGGACCCAAAAUAGACAUUGAUGCUCCUGAUGUGGAGAUUGAAGGACCAGAAGGAAAAUGGAAAGGUCCAAAAUUUAAGAUGCCUGAAAUGAAUAUCAAGGCCCCUAAAAUCUCCAUGCCGGACUUUGAUUUGAAUUUGAAAGCCCCUAAAUUGAAAGGAGAUGUGGAUGUUUCUGUUCCAAAAUUAGAAGGUGAUUUGAAAGGUCCUGAAGUCGAUAUCAAAGCCCCUAAACUAAACAUAGAUGCCCCUGAUGUGGAGAUUGAAGGAUCAGAUGGAAAAUGGAAAGGUCCCAAAUUUAAAAUGCCUGACAUGCAUUUUAAAGCACCUAAAAUCUCCAUGCCAGACUUUGAUUUGAACCUGAGAGGCCCUAAAGAGAAGGGGGAUGUGGAUGUUUCCAUACCAGAUUUUGAAGGUGAUAUGAGAGGCCCAGAAGUUGAUAUUAAAGGUCCCAAAUUGGACAUAGAUGCUCCAGAUCUUGACAUUGAGGGUCCAGAGGGAAAACUGAAAGGACCCAAAUUUAAGAUGCCUGAAAUGCAUUUCAAUGUUCCUAAAAUCUCCAUGCCGGACAUUGAUUUGAAUUUGAAAGGUCCUAAAUUGAAGGGGGAUGUGGAUGUUUCUGUACCAAAACUAGAAGGGGAUUUGAAAGGGCCCGAGUUUGAUAUCAAAGGUCCCAAAGUGGACACAGACGCCCCUGAUGUGGAGAUUGAAGGUCCAGAUGGGAAAUGGAAAGGCCCCAAAUUUAAGAUGCCUGACAUGCAUUUUAAAGCACCUAAAAUCUCCAUGCCAGACUUUGAUUUGAAUUUGAAGGGUCCUAAAAUCAAGGGGGAUGUGGAUGUUUCUGGCCCUAAACUGGAAGGGGAUUUGAAAGGUCCUGAUUUUGAUAUCAAAGCCCCCAAAGUUGACAUUGAUGCACCAGAUGUGGAUAUUCAUGGCCCAGAGGGUAAACUCAAAAUGCCCAAAUUCAAAAUGCCCAAGUUUGGAAUGCCUGGAUUCAAAGGGGAGGGACCAGACGUGGAUGUAAGCCUUCCGAAAGGGGAGAUUGAUCUCUCAGGUCCAAAAGUAGACAUUGAUGCUCCUGAUUUGGAUUUUGAAGGGCCAGAAGGAAAACUGAAAGGUCCCAAAUUUAAGAUGCCUGAAAUGCAUUUCAAUGUUCCUAAAAUCUCCAUGCCAGACAUUGAUUUGAAUUUGAAAGGUCCUAAACUGAAGGGGGAUGUGGAUGUUUCUGUACCAAAAUUAGAAGGUGAUUUGAAAGGGCCUGAGUUUGAUAUCAAAGGUCCCAAAGUGGACUUAGACGCCCCUGAUGUGGAGAUUGAAGGUCCAGAUGGGAAAUGGAAAGGCCCCAAAUUUAAGAUGCCUGACAUGCAUUUUAAAGCACCUAAAAUCUCCAUGCCAGACUUUGAUCUGAAUUUAAAAGGGCCCAAACUGAAGGGAGAUGUGGAUGUUUCUGUGCCAAAUAUUGAAGGUGAUUUGAGAGGCCCUGAAGUCGAUAUUAAAGCUCCCAAAUUGGACAUAGAUGCUCCUGAAGUGGAGACUGAGGGCCCAGAAGGAAAAUGGAAAGGUCCCAAAUUUAAGAUGCCUGACAUGCAUAUUAAGGCACCUAAAAUAUCAAUGCCUGAUGUGGACUUCAACCUUAAGGGUCCUAAGCUGAAAGGAGAUCUAGAUGUUUCUGGGCCUAAGUUAGAAGGUGAUUUGAAAGGUCCUGAAUUUGAUAUCAAAGGUCCCAAAGUGGACAUUGAUGCACCAGACAUCGAUAUUCAUGGCCCAGAAGGAAAAUUGAAAAUGCCCAAAAUGAAAUUUCCUAAAUUCAGCAUGCCUGGGUUCAAAGGGGAAGGCUCGGAUGUGGAUGUAAAUCUUCCAGAAGGAGGGGUUGAUAUUUCGGGUCCUAAGAUAGACAUUGAUGCCCCCAAUUUGGAUAUUGAAGGGCCUGAAGGGAAAUGGAAAGGUCCAAAAUUUAAGAUGCCUGAAAUGAAUAUCAAGGCACCUAAAAUCUCCAUGCCAGACAUUGAUUUAAACUUAAAAGGUCCUAAAAUUAAAGGAGACAUGGAUGUUUCUGUCCCUAAGAUAGAAGGUGAUUUAAAAGGUCCAGAGAUAGACAUUAAAUCCCCCAAAAUGUCUGUUGAUGUUCCUGAUCUUGACUUUGAAGGUCCAGAAGGAAAACUGAAAGGUCCUAAAUUUAAGAUGCCAGAAAUGCAUAUUAAAGCACCCAAAAUCUCCAUGCCAGAUUUUGACUUGAAUUUAAAGGGGCCUAAACUGAAGGGAGACAUGGAUGUUUCUAUUCCAAAGUUGGAAGGGAAUUUGAAAGGUCCUGAAAUUGACAUUAAAGGCCCCAAAUUGGACAUAGAUGCACCUGAUAUCAACAUUGAAGGGCCAGAAGGAAAACUGAAAACUCCCAAAUUUAAGAUGCCUGAAAUGCACAUCAAGGCCCCUAAAAUCUCCAUGCCAGAUGUAGACCUGAAUCUAAAGGCACCUAACCUGAAAGGAGACAUAGAUCUUUCUGGUCCAAAAAUAGAGGGUGAUUUGAAAGGUCCUGAAUUUGAUAUCAAAGGUCCCAAAGUGGACAUUGAUGCACCAGACAUUGAUAUUCAUGGCCCUGAAGGAAAACUGAAAUUACCCAAAAUGAAGCUGCCUAAAUUCAGUACGCCUGGGUUCAAAGGGGAAGGCCCGGAUGUGGAUGUAAGUCUUCCAAAGGGAGAGGUUGAUAUUUCAGGUCCUAAGAUAGAUAUUGGCACUCCUGAUUUGAACAUUGAAGGUCCAGAAGGAAAACUGAAAGGGUCAAAAUUUAAGAUGCCUGAGAUGCAUUUUAAGACACCCAAAAUCUCAAUGCCAGACAUUGAUUUAAAUUUGAAAGGUCAUAAAAUGAAGGGGGACUUUGAUGUUUCUGUUCCCAAGAUUGAGAGUAAUCUUAAAGGUCCUGAAGUUGAGAUCAAAGGCCCAGAAUUUGGGAUUAGAAGUCCUGAGCUUGAUGUUGAGUGUCCAGAUGUGACCACUGAGGGCCUUGAGGGAAAUGUUAAACUUCCCAAAUUUAAGAAACCAAAAUUUGGGUUUGGAAUUAAAAGUCCUAAGGCAGAAAUCAAAUCUCCUGAAGUGGAUAUUGCUGUCCCGGAAGGUGAACUGAAUGUGGAGUCUCCUGAUAUUGGCAUUUCUGGCAAAGGAAAAAAAAGCAAAUUUAAAAUGCCUAAACUUCAUAUGAGUGGCCCUAAAAUUAAAGGAAAGAAGGGUGGAUUUGAUAUGAAUCUACCCAGUGGUGAGAUAGAUGCAAAUUUGAAAUCUCCUGAUUUAGAUCUCAAUGUAACUGGCCCAGAGGCAACAAUAAAAGGAGAUAUUAAUGUCAAAUCCCCGAAAGGAAAGAAACCAAUGUUUGGGAAAAUCUCUUUUCCAGAUGUUGAGUUUGAUAUUAAAUCACCUAAGUUCAAAGCUGAUGCUUCUGUGACAGUUCCUAAAAUGGAAGGAGAAUUUAAAGCACCCGAUUUGGAGGUUUCCACACCAGCUUUCAAAGGUGAUAUAAAGUCACCAGGUAUUGACAUUACAAGCCCCAGUAUCAGCGCAAAUCUUCCUGAUGUUAACAUUGGAGGUCCUGAUAUCAAUCUUAAGAAACCUAAGGUCAAACUUCCAAGUGGAAAUAUUGAUAUAGCUGGUCCAAAAAUGGAAGGUGAUCUGAGAAUCCCAGGUAUUGACACAAACAUUAAUGCCCCUGACAUCAAACUUAAAGGACCUACAGUGAAUCUGCCUUCGGUGGACAUUUCUGCUCCUUCAUUCUCUGCAUCUGAUCUUGAUAUUAACUUGAAAGGACCAAAAGUAAAAGGUGAUGUCAGUCUUCCCACAGCAGACCUGGAAGGUCCAGAAGGAAAACUAAAAUUUCCCAAGUUCUCACUGCCCAAGAUAGGGAAACCAGGUCUGAAUUUAGAAGGAGCUGAUGUGCAGCUGCCCUCAGCAAGCGUGGAUGUAUCAGCUCCAAGUAUUGAAGGAGGUAUGAGUGUUCCUGCAAUUGAAGGAGUAGAUGCAAAACUGAAGGGACCUAAGGUGACUAUGCCAUCAGUAAACCUUUCAAUGCCCCAAGUCUCUGGACCUGAUUUUGAUGUAAACUUGAAAGGACCAAAACUAAAAGGAGACCUGGAUGUGUCUAGUGACCUUAAAGGUCCAAAAGUGGACAUACAUGCACCAGAUGUUGAUAUGAAAAGCUUUGGAGGAAAGCUUAAAAUGCCCAAGUUUAAAUCUCCAACUUUGGAGGGACCUCAAGCAGAUCUGAACAUGAAAGGGGACAUUGGAUUUUCUGCCCCACAAACUGAGGGGGGCAUGAAAGCACCAGGUAUGGAUGUACAUCUCAGUGCCCCAGACCUUGAUAUCAAAGGGCCUACAGUGAAAAUGCCAUCGGUAGGUAUUUCUGCCCCAGAUUUUGAUGUAAAUUUGAAAGGACCAAAGUUAAAAGGAGAUCUUGAUCUUUCUGGUGGCAUUAAAUCCCCAAAAGUGGCUAUAGAUGCACCAGAUGUUAACUUGGAAGGUCCAGGAGGUGCGAUUAAACUUCCUUCACUGAAGCUUCCCCAAUUUGGCAUUUCUAGUCCUCAUGUUGAGGGGUCUAAGAUGGGUGUGAGUAUUGAAGGACCACAAAUUAAAGGAGACCUUGCUGGCUCAGGGAUUGAUGGAGAAUUGAAAGGGCCUACAUUUAAAAUGCAACCACUUCAAGUUUCAGCUCCAAAAAUCUCUGCACCCGACAUUGACUUAAACUUAAAAGGACCAAACCUAAAGGGUGAUGUUAAUAGUGCUGGUGAUGUUAAAGGCCCAAAAGUUGGAGUGGAAGCACCAGAUAUCAGCAUCAAAAGUUCAGGUGGAAAUAUUCAAAUACCAUCAGUAAAACUGCCCAAAUGUGACAUUUCAGGUUCCCAAGGCAUGAAGGUUUCUGGGGUGGGUAUUGCAGCUAAUGCUCCUGAUAUCAGUUUAACAGGUCCUGCCUUCAGUGUAUCAACACCAAAAGUUUCUGGGUCAGAUUUUGAUGUAAAUUUGAAAGAACCUAAAAUCAAAGGAGGUUUCGGCAUUUCUGGAGACAUGAAAGCUCCUGAUGUAAAUGUUGGGGUACCACACUUGGGCAUUCAGCAUUCAGGUGGUGAAUUCAAAGGGCCACAGCUUUCAUCUUCUGGUUUUGAUGUAGAAAUGAAUGUGCCAGAUGUUGCAGGGGGUCUUCAUGUUUCUGGCCCAAAGAUAGAGGGUGGUCUGAAAGGUCCCAAGGUAGGAAUCAAAGGUCCUGGUGUAGAUAUGAAUUUUCCACAAAGUAACUUAGAAAGUGCAUCAGGAAAAGUGACAUUCCCCAGGAUGAAAUUGCCUAAAUUUGUGUCUUCAGGGCAUGAGGUAACAGGAAGAGAAGUAGGGGUUGAUGUUAACUUCCCUCCGCCAGAUGCCAGUCUCCAGGCUGGUGCGGUGGAGGCUGAGUUUGAAGAGCCAGAUGUCAAACUUAAGAAAUCUAAAAUUAAGAUGCCAAAGUUUAAUUUUUCAAAACCUAAAGGCAAAGGUACCAUUGUUGGCUCACCGGAAGCCUCAGUGUCCAUUUCAGGAUCUAAAGGAGAUUUAAAAAGUUCCAAGGCAAGUCUAGGUUCUAUGGAGGGUGAACUGGGGGGAGGGGAAGCUGGUGCCACUUCACCUAAAGGGAAGUUUUCGUUAUUUAAAAGCAAAAAGCCACGUCAUCGGUCAUCUUCCUUUAGCGAUGAACAUUCCUCCCAGUCAACCCCCACUGGCACCUUGGAGUUUGAGUGCAGCUCAGGAGCAGAGAAGGAAAAGCAGGCCAAGAUGAAAUUUGGAACGUUUGGAGGGAUAGGGUCAAAAACUAAAGGCUCUUAUGAGGUAACUGGAAGUGACGAUGAAGCAGGAAAGAUGCCAGGGAGCGGGGUCUCAUUAACGUCCAAGAAAUCCCGCCUGUCUUCCUCUUCGAGUAAUGACAGCGGGACAAAGGGGGGGUUCCGAGUGCCAGUGGUAGAACUGACCGUUGCCAAAAAGAAAGAGUAAAGCGUCCGUGUAUAUAUGUCUGUGUAUGUAUAUAUAUAUAUCUCUCUUCUGUGUUUGUAUAUAAAUUUCAUAGCUUGAAAUAUUUUCAACCUCAGCAAUAAAAUGAAUGGUGCCUAGUGAAAUGUUAGAUGUCAUGUUGCCUACUCAAAAGAGAGGAGAGUUUCAAAGCAAGUGACCUUGGAGCUGUACCACAGUUCAUCUGAUGUAUUUGAAAGUUUCUUUGUGUUCAUGAUAUUUGGUUUGCGCAUUAAAUGCUGAGAGCUUAAGUUUACUAGCAAACUAUUUUGAUAUCCUUUUCAUUUUACUGGAUAUUUUCAGUGUCGGUUUAUGGAAAUAAUGUUUCCAUCUUAAUUACCUUUUGGCUUUUAUUUGCAGGGCUUACAUUUUUGUAAUGAGAAUGGAUAUAUUGAAAACACUGUAAAAUAUAUAGAUACAACUGAAAUAUGUCACUUACCCUUGUAAUGUGGGGUUUAAAAUGACACGGAGUGUUUAUCACAGAAAGCUGUGGUUUCUAUUAGCUUUGAUAGUUGUGGUGGUAAGAAAAGUACCCCAGUUUAAUUUAAGACUAGAGAAUCCAGGUUGCUUUUGAUAAAUGUCAUGAAGAAAAACAGAAUUUACCAAUAAACGACUAACCUGUUUUGGGUUGGAUUCGACUGACACCAUCUUAGUUGUCUCCGUAUAUUUGUUUCAUUAUUUGUAUUAUAAGAGAGGACUUUUCUUAGUUAUGGUGCAAAAAUCUGUGACUGCCACUUUUCUGAUAUUUGUUAUAAUUUCUGUUAACAAAUGUAUCUUGAUUUAAAAAAAAUCUUUCAGCACUUUAAUGGCAAAUGAAUUGAGAAUGUAAGAAGAUUGAUCUUGUAAAAUGCAAAUAAACUGUUUAUUAACCUUG
Mauremys reevesii (Reeves's turtle) is the source of this 19852-nucleotide messenger RNA. It is a transcript of the gene AHNAK, whose product is annotated as AHNAK nucleoprotein. Lineage: Eukaryota; Metazoa; Chordata; Testudines; Geoemydidae. Gene Ontology annotation, molecular function: protein binding. The record is from RefSeq and is a predicted model, not a curated record. Gene Ontology annotation, cellular component: cytoplasm; costamere; nucleus. The coding region runs from base 265 to 18963 and encodes 6232 amino acids. Gene Ontology annotation, biological process: regulation of RNA splicing. The transcript is spliced from 5 exons.